Abrus precatorius (Indian licorice) is the source of this 1305-nucleotide messenger RNA. RefSeq names its product omega-hydroxypalmitate O-feruloyl transferase-like. The record is from RefSeq and is a predicted model, not a curated record. The coding region runs from base 1 to 1305 and encodes 434 amino acids. The transcript is spliced from 2 exons. NCBI's taxonomy places the organism in Eukaryota, Viridiplantae, Streptophyta, Magnoliopsida, Fabales, Fabaceae. Gene Ontology annotation, molecular function: acyltransferase activity, transferring groups other than amino-acyl groups.
AUGGCUAAUGCAAACAUCUCUAGCAUCGAGCUGGAAGUAAAGCAAGGAGAACCAGCUAGAGUUCAACCUGAAGAGGAAACAGAAAAGGGACCCUAUUUCCUUUCAAACCUUGACCAGAAUAUUGCUGUUCCAGUGCGCACGGUUUAUUCCUUUAAAUCUGCUUCUAGAGGAAAUGAGGAUGCUGCACAAGUUAUCAAGAAUGCCUUGUCGAAGAUUCUUGUCCCUUAUUAUCCUAUGGCAGGAACGUUGACUAUAAGCUCUGAAGGGAAGUUGAUGGUGGAUAACACUGGGGAGGGUGCAGUAUUUGUUGAGGCUGAAGCAAAUUGUAACAUAGAAGACAUUGGAGACUUAACAAAGCCAGACCCCGAUGCUCUUGGGAAACUGGUUUACAACAUCCCUAGUGCUCGAAACAUUCUUGAGAUGCCUCUUAUGACUGUUCAGGUGACAAAGUUCAAAUGCGGAGGAUUCACUUUGGGGCUAUGCAUGAAUCACUGUAUGAAAGAUGGGCUAUGUGCCAUGGAGUUUGUGAAUGUAUGGAGCGAGAUAGCGCGAGGAUUGGACUUAAAGAUUCCACCAUUUCUCGAUCGAACCAUAAUCAAAGCACGUAACCCUCCCAAAAUAGAGUUUCAACACAAUGAAUUUGCCGAAAUAGAAGAUGUAUCAAACACUAAAAAACUCUAUGAAGAAGAAAAGAUGCUCUACAGAUCCUUCCUUUUCGACCCCAAGAAGCUUGAGCUACUUAAGAAAAAGGCCACUGAGAAUGGGGUUUUGAAAAAGUGCUCAACUUUUGAAGUCCUUUCAGCUUUUGUUUGGAGAGCUAGAACCGCAGCCUUAAGGAUGCAACCUGAUCAACAAACAAAGCUUCUCUUUGCAGUUGAUGGAAGGUCAAAAUUUGUGCCUCCAAUUCCAAAAGGGUACUUUGGAAAUGCUAUUGUGUUGACAAAUUCAGUGUGUAAGGCAGGGGAGCUAUUGAAGAACCCCUUGUCAUUUUCAGUGGCAUUGAUUCGUGGGGCAAUUGAAUUGGUGACAGAUAGUUAUAUGAGAUCUGCCAUUGACUAUUUUGAAGUGACAAGAGCAAGGCCUUCCUUAACAGCUACACUUUUGAUCACAACUUGGACUAGGUUGUCUUUCCACACCACAGAUUUUGGGUGGGGGGAACCUUUGUGUUCUGGCCCUGUCACCUUGCCUGAGAAAGAAGUCAUUUUGUUCUUGUCACAUGGUCAAGAAAGGAAAAGCAUAAAUGUGCUUCUGGGUUUGCCUGCUUCUGCCAUGGAAAUUUUUGAAGCACUGGUGAUGCAGAUAUGA